Molecule: messenger RNA, 231 nt
Organism: Peronospora farinosa
Lineage: Eukaryota; Oomycota; Peronosporomycetes; Peronosporales; Peronosporaceae
Source: the annotation of a GenBank genome assembly
AUGGCGGCCGUAUACGACGAAGUAGAGAUUCAAGACAUGGAGUUUGACAAGGAGGAACAGGUGUUUUAUUAUCCGUGUCCAUGCGGUGAUCGCUUUAGUAUCGACCUUGAAGAACUUCAUGAUGGUGAGGACAUUGCCACAUGUCCGAGUUGCUCGCUCACGAUUCGUGUCGUCUUCAACAAGGAAAAUCUACCAGACGUCAAUGAAGACAAGGAAGACUCAACCGAGUGA